Molecule: messenger RNA, 1311 nt
Organism: Sphenostylis stenocarpa
Lineage: Eukaryota; Viridiplantae; Streptophyta; Magnoliopsida; Fabales; Fabaceae
Source: the annotation of a GenBank genome assembly
AUGAAGAAGCUUUGUCCCAAUCUUGAUCGCGAGGAUGGGCUCGAAACCGUGCUUGAGGUCCCUAUUCCAGAGGAGAUUCUCACUCACAAGAGUGGAACCACCAAAGCUUGGCACAACAUGAAGAACUGGAUGAAGCCUCACGCUGAGUCCCGAUCAAAUUCACCAUCCAUGGCAGCAGUUUUUGGAGGGAAAAACACAGAGAUUCAGCUUUUGUUAGGUGUUGCUGGAGCGCCAUUAAUCCCUUCACCUAUCACCUCUGACAACCAACCCAUCACUCGUAGCAUUAAAGACCAACACAUUGAGGUUUCGAUGGCUAAAUACAUAGUGAAGCAGUAUGUGGCGGCGGUGGGAGGAGAACGUGCUUUGAAUUGUGUGGAUAGCAUGUAUGCGAUGGGGCAGGUGAAGAUGGCGACAACAGAGUUUUCUUCUGGAGAAGGGAGUGGGAAUAAUAAGAAAGUGGUGAAAGUGAAGAACUUGCAGAUGAAGGGAGAGAUGGGGGGGUUCGUGGUGUGGCAGAAGAGGCCAGAGUUGUGGUGCUUAGAGCUUGUGGUUUCUGGCUACAAGAUCAGCGCCGGGAGUGAUGGUAAAGUGGCAUGGAGGCAAACCCCUUGGCACCAUUCUCAUGCUUCUCGUGGCCCACCAAGACCUCUUCGACGUUUCUUACAGGGUCUUGAUCCAAGGUCCACGGCUAAUUUGUUCAGCAAAUCUAUCUGCAUUGGAGAGAAGACAGUGAACAACGAAGAUUGUUUCAUAUUGAAAUUGGAAACCGAGUCCUCCACACUGCAAGCAAGGAGCAACAGCAACGUAGAGAUAGUUCGGCACACGGUGUGGGGCUAUUUCAGUCAAAGAACAGGUUUAUUGGUUCAACUAGAAGAUUCCCACUUGCUCAAACUCAAGUCUCACGAACACGAGAGCAUAUACUGGGAAACCAACAUGGAGUCUCUCUUACAAGACUACAGAACCGUGGAUGGCAUUCAAAUAGCACACGCUGGCAAAACUUGGGUGUCUUUGUUCAGGUUUGGUGGGGGGCCCGAGACACAAUCCAGAACACGAAUGGAAGAGGUUUGGCAAGUUGAGGAAGUGGACUUUAACAUCAAAGGAUUGUCCAUAGAUUGCUUCUUGCCUCCUAGUGAUUUGAAGAGAGAAGAAGAGAAUGAAGAUGAAGCAGAGUGUGGUGGUGGGGUGGUUGCAAACAAUAAUGCCAAGUUACCCUACAAGAUUCGUUCGGCUUCUUUUAGGAUUAGUGCUUCAAAAGUUGCAGCUGUGAACUUGGAUGAUUCGUGUACCAGCGAGAGCGAUGAAGAUUUGUAA